Messenger RNA from Boeremia exigua, 1449 nucleotides. RefSeq lists its product as uncharacterized. The transcript is spliced from 3 exons. The record is from RefSeq and is a predicted model, not a curated record. NCBI's taxonomy places the organism in Eukaryota, Fungi, Ascomycota, Dothideomycetes, Pleosporales, Didymellaceae. Bases 141 to 1145 code for a protein of 334 amino acids.
AUGGACUCAUUUCUAGAUGCGCAAAAAGAGAAACGGCUUUCUUCAUUAUUGAGGAGCAGUGACGACACGUCAAGUCUGUGCACGUACCUCGGACCUUCACCAACCGCCGUCCACGCCCACUCCAUGCGCCCACCUCGACCAUGACAUCGGCAGCAGACGACAGCACAACUCCUAGUUUUAGCUUCAAGCGCCGAAAGACGACACAUACGAAGCGAGCACGCACCAACGACGCUGCGACACAACCCGGCGAACAAACUCACAAUGCUGCACCACCGGCCGAUGCGCCGGAGGAUGCACAAGACGAGACGGAGUCAGUACCCAAUCUGAAAGAGAUUCUGCGCAAUCGCAAUCGAAAACGCCCCCGCGAUCGUCCAAAUGAUGGCGCACGCAAGCCAGAGACAUCGCAGACCGAGCUUGUGCAGGUGGACGCGCCGCGCGCAGACCAGUACACGAGUCGCUUUAUCGCGCAGACUGGACAGGUGGUCGACAGCAGUGAUGCACAGAUGAACACGUACGUAGAAGCCCGCAUGGCUGAACAGAACUAUCGCAAAUACGGCUGGCCCAUACCCGCACACUUACUAUCAACUGUCGCCGCCAUCGCGCCCGAUCUCAAGCAUACUUCCACCGGGUCUCCUGUGCAGGCCGAAGGCGUCCCAGCUACCCCAGCCGUUGAUGACAAUACCGAUCGCAGCAGCAGACUUGCCGCGGGCCAGGGCAAGCUGGAAGAAGUCGUCCUCAGCUCUGACUCGACACGCACACACAAGGACUGGGCGCGCCUGGAGGGUCCGCCUCCAGCCCCCAAACAGCGCCUCGGCCGUGACGGAAAACCACUACGCAGUCGCAAGCGACGAACUAGCGAUGCACUGCGCCGCGAUGCCCUGGUUGACGCUGUGCUGCGCGAAUCAAAGAUUGAGUAUUUCGAGUCUGCAACCGCGCAGCCGCGCUUCGCCGGCACCGAAGACGACAUGCUCGAACAGUUUCGCUCUGACUACUUCGAGUCAAUUGAAGAACGGCAGGCGCGCAAACCCGCCAUGCCACCUUCGAAAGACCAGCCCAAAGGACCCAAAUUGGGCGGGAGCCGGAGUGCGCGAGCAGCGAUGCGGGAGCGGGAAGAAGCCGCCGCGAAGGGAAAUGUCAAGAGGUAGAGUUUGUUAUGUGCAUUUUGCAUGCUUGUUGUUGUUCUUGUGUUGUAUGCGAUAUAAAUGAUGAUGAGGUAAGCAGAAUACUGAUGUGUGGACAGUGAGACAAAAGUCAAUGAUGGAAGGCUCCUCAAGCGCGGGGAGUGGAUGAACAUGCAGGUCAAAGACAGGGCGUGGUAUAGCAAGUGAGCAAAACGCAUGUUCUGGACCGCGGUUAUGAGUAUCAGAUGUGAUUUGGCUGCGCUGGACACAAGUGAUGCCAGAGCGAUCCAAGCAGACAUCCAAACGAUGCCAAAAUAACCAUAGCACG